ACCUGUCUAACUUUGCAGAGGAAACACAGAUACUGUCUUGAUUCAUAAAACCAACCAAAUUUCUUCCGUUCUUUAAACUCUUUGUCAACAUUUUAAUCAACCCAACAUGGAGUAUAGAUAUAAGAUCAUACUAAUAGCUACAUUAUCAUCUUCUUUCACUAUAUUCAUCAUUAUAUCAUUGUUUUGUAUCUACACAAGAAAAUGGUGUUCAAAAGAUGAAAAAUCUUGGGAUAAAGAAUCAAAUUUUGAAGUCAAAGAAAUGGAAAACAAAGGAGAGUUGGUCAAAUUUGAAGGUGGUGAAGAUCUCACUUGUUUUGAUGUAUUAGAUGCUCCCGGUGAAGUUAUUGGCAAGUCAAGUUAUGGUACAUUGUAUAAGGCUAAUUUGGUUAGAAGUGAUUCUGUUGUUGUGUUGAGAUUUUUGAGACCAGCUUGUAGUAUGAAUUUAGUUGAAAAAGAUUUUAUGGAUGUUGUACAGCUUCUUGGGUCCAUUAGACAUCCAAAUUUGGUUCCACUUUGUGGGUUUUAUGUUGGGCCUAGAGGUGAAAAGCUACUUGUUCAUCCUUUUUAUAGGAGAGGAAAUCUUGCUCAAUUUAUUAGAGAUGGAAAUGGUGAAUCUCAGAAAUGGAGUGUGAUUUAUAUGAUAUCAAUUGGCAUUGCUAGAGGAUUAGAUCAUCUCCAUUCAAACCUCCAAAAGCCAAUCAUUCAUGGAAAUUUGAAAUCAAAAAACAUACUUUUGGGCCGAAAUCAGCAGCCUUUUGUUUCCGAUUUUGGUCUGCAUAUGCUCUUAAAUCCAUCUACAUUUCAAGAAAUGAUUGAAGAUGCUGCUGUUGAAGGUUACAAACCACCUGAGUUGAUUAAAACCAAUAAUACAACUUUUGAAACAGAUAUCUUCAACUUUGGAGUGAUCUUAUUGGAAUUGGUUUCUGGUAGAGAACCGAAUUUCAAUGACAAGCCAAGCCCAUAUCGAGAAUUUACGUCUAACACAACUUUGGAUCACCGGAUACUGAAAUUGUCACAGCUUGCAAUAGCUUGCUGCUCACCAUUGCCUUCUUUCAGACCCGACAUAAAGUUCAUUUGCAAGAAGCUACAAGAAAUCGGAUCAUGAGUGCCAAAACCAUGAUAACAAUUGUGUCUAACUGUUCAAAUGGUCUUGCUAAAACCAAAUUUUACCAGCGAUUCGUUAGCCCAAAAUCUUGGGGAAAAAAAUAUGUUGUAAAUUGUAAUGUCAUCAUCCGAUUUUUUGAGUUUUGGAAGUAGUUAGAUGCAUUAGUGGGCUUAAUGUAACUAGAGCACUUUGUUCUUUGAUUCUUAGUACAGGUUUUCUAGAUUCAUUGUGUUUUA
Messenger RNA from Erigeron canadensis, 1341 nucleotides. Its product is annotated as putative kinase-like protein TMKL1. Gene Ontology annotation, biological process: protein phosphorylation. Bases 107 to 1105 code for a protein of 332 amino acids. The record is from RefSeq and is a predicted model, not a curated record. NCBI's taxonomy places the organism in Eukaryota, Viridiplantae, Streptophyta, Magnoliopsida, Asterales, Asteraceae. The transcript is spliced from 2 exons. Gene Ontology annotation, molecular function: protein kinase activity; ATP binding.